GGAUUUCCUUUCAAACUCCUUGUUACCGAUGAUUCUCUAUCUUCUACAACCCCUACAUUAAGCCCUGCGCUUAAAGUGUGGAACCUCUUUUCUUACAAUCUUCAUAAAGCAACAUAUCACGGUCUUAACCUUCUUCCUAGUCGUGCAGGAAAACGGAAUUUUAUUAUAGGUCGUGGUAGCUUUACUGGUUCUCAUCGGUUUUGCGGUUUGUGGACUGGAGAUAAUGCGUCAACAUGGGAUUUUUACCGAAUCAACAUUGCGCAGGUAUUAGCAGUUGGACUUUCAGGACUUUCAAUAGUAGGUGCAGAUAUUGGAGGAUUUGCACAGGGUGAUGAUGGUGGUCAUUGGGCUAGUCCUGAGUUGAUUAUUCGUUGGACAACAGCUGGAUCGUUUCUACCAUGGUUUAGAAAUCAUUAUGUGAGGCAUGGCAAAAAGUGGUUUCAAGAGCUUUAUAUUUUCAAAGAUCACCAAUAUGAUCCUGGUGUUACAGACGAACAGCGAGUAUUCUACCGUGCCGUUCUUCCUGUAACCAGACAUUAUAUUGAAUUACGUUAUAGACUUAUGCAGCUUUGGUAUGAUUUGAUGUGGGAGAAUGUACUUGAAAGUAUGCCACUGUGUCGAGCAAUGUUUAUUAAUGAUCCACAGGAUACUGCUCUAUACAACGAUAAGAUUGAAUUUAACAGUAAUCAGUUCUUUGUUGGUAAAGAUCUUCUUGUAGCGCCCAUUAUGAAUCCUGGAGAUACUAGACGAGAUAUUUAUUUGCCAGUUACAGAUAAUUGGUAUAGUUUUAUGGACAGCAUAUUUCCAUUAGCGAAUGUAGUAGAAGGUGGCACAACGAUUCGAGGUUUUGAUGCGCACAUCGAUAGUGAUGAUUAUUAUCAUUUAGGAUUUCAUGUUCCAGUGUACAUUCGUGCUGGAGCUAUAAUCCCAGAAAUUCCUCUUGAACAAUGGGUGGGACAACUUCAUGAAGUUGGUAAACCUUGCAAUAUAAUGCUUAAUAUUUAUCCAGGAAAACAGGGAAAUUAUACCAUGUAUUUGGAUGAUGGUGUUAGUCUUUCUUCAGCUCCGCCUGAUGCACCUCAAUAUAAAUAUCUAGACUCAGAGGAAAAAAAAUUGGCAAAGGGAGAAUAUCGGGAAGUAAAGAUUGAACAUAUUCAGUCUGGAACUAAUCGUGAUAUCACUAUCUCGAGAGGUAGAGAUAAUUACACACCUCCUUUAGAAACGUUCUACCGAGUUGCUAUAUUACAUGAUCCGUUAGAACCUCGUCAAGGUUCAAAUGGACCUUUAAUGUCCAUAACUGUGAAUGGGCAAGUAUUAAGCAGUCCUAACAAAGAUAUAGUCAUAAGUAAUGAUAAUAGCAACCCUGUUAAUUCUUGGUAUUAUGAAGCAUCAAUCAACAUUACUUACAUUAAAGUUGUUGAUACUAACUUGAUUACUAUUAAUCUUAA
Messenger RNA from Dentiscutata heterogama, 1448 nucleotides. The record is from the annotation of a GenBank genome assembly. Lineage: Eukaryota; Fungi; Glomeromycota; Glomeromycetes; Diversisporales; Gigasporaceae.